This is a messenger RNA of Clavispora lusitaniae ATCC 42720, 1734 nucleotides long. It is a transcript of the gene HGT17, whose product is annotated as Hgt17p. The record is from RefSeq and is a predicted model, not a curated record. Gene Ontology annotation, molecular function: carbohydrate:proton symporter activity. Gene Ontology annotation, cellular component: membrane. Lineage: Eukaryota; Fungi; Ascomycota; Pichiomycetes; Serinales; Metschnikowiaceae. Gene Ontology annotation, biological process: carbohydrate transport; transmembrane transport.
AUGAAGGUGUCAGUAAAGGAGAAAAUCACACCUAUAGUGCAAAAGAAAAAAUUCCGCUGGACGGUUGAGGACCACGACUCACCUAAAGAAAUAUACAACUGGACGUUGUAUUUGACAGUGUUCGUCUUUGGUGUUCUUGGUGCAGCUAGAGGAUUGGACGAGGGAAACAUUUCAGGAAAUGUGGCCCAACCGUCUUUUAUUCUGCAAUUUGGGCUCGCAGACAAAACAAAAUCCUCGAGUGAAUUGGCUGACCGCAAGUCUAACAUUACUUCAAUGGUUCAGCUUGGUUCAGUUGGUGGCGCAUUAGUGGCCAUGUACACAGUCGACAAACUUGGACGUAUCAAUGCUUUGCGUUUUGUUUGCUGCAUUUGGAUUGUUGGUGCCAUCAUUCAAAUCACAUCUCAUUCAGUGGGUCAACUUUACGCUGGACGGGCCAUUGAAGGUCUUGCUAUUGGUCAAACUACUACUAUUGGACCAGCAUACUUAUCAGAAGUCGCUCCACGUCAAAUCCGUGGUUUGUGUGGAUGUAUUUUUGCUGGUGCUGUGUAUUUUGGUAUCAUGUUGCUGUAUUUUGCCAAUUAUGGAACAGCGUUACACAUUUCUAACACUUCUCGCAACCAGUGGGUUAUACCAACGACUUUGAAAAUCAUAUUUGCAGGCUUAAUUUUAAUCAUGUCAUUUUUGUUUUGCUACGAGUCGCCCAGAUGGUUGAUCAAGGUCAACCGUCCAGAUGAUGCCAUUGACAGAUUGUCCAAGAUCAGAAACCUUCCCAAAGACCAUCCAUACAUUGUGGGAGAGAUCAGUGAUAUCAACGAACAGAUCAUGACAGAGAAGGAGGCAGUUGAAGGUAAUUCGGCUUGGUCUAUGCUCAAAGAACUUCUUAUGGUUAAAGCCAACCGUUAUCGAUUUUUUGUUGUGGCAGUAGCUGCUCAGGUCUUGGGCCAGUGGUCUGGCUCCAAUGCCAUUACUAUCUAUGCUCCAGAGUUGUUUGCGGUUGUGGGGAUUACGGGUGUUGACAAGUUGAAGAUGACAGCCGUUUUAGGUGUGGUCAAAUUUGUUUCGGCCUAUCUCUCUGCAUUCUUUAUUGUUGAUAUAUUUGGCAGAAGGGCGGCCAUGUAUCUGGGAAUUUCACUCCAACUUGCUUCUGAACUUUACUUCGCUAUUUUCAUGAAUGUGGUACCCGAGGCACAGACAACGGGUAACUUACAUGGAUCGAAGAAAAAUGCAUCUCGUGGUGCGUUGGCUGCUAUCUUUUUGUCUGGAUGUGGCUGGACCAUGGGUUUCAAUUCGAUCCAGUAUCUCUUAGGUUCUGAGAUUUUUCCAUUGAACAUUCGUUCGCUUGCUCAAUCAAUGGUCAUGGUAUUGCAUUUUGCUAAUCAAUAUGGUAACUCCAAGGCCCUUCCUAAAAUGAUGAUCGCCAUGAAAGCCUAUGGUGCCUUUUACUUGUUCUCAGGUGUUUUGGCUGUUUCGCUUUUCUGGGUGUGGUUCUUUGUUCCUGAGGUCGCUGGACGGUCUUUGGAAAGUAUGGACGAGAUUUUCAACUUGCCAUGGUACUUGAUCGGAAGACGUGGACCAGAACUCUGUCCAGAUCACUCCGAGCUCAACAGAAUCCAUUACAACAACGGAAGUAUGGUGUACGAUGAAAGCGAGCCCAAGCCUACCCUGAAUUACGUCGAAGACAUCAAUGACGUCCAUGAGGACAAGGGCGAUGAUGAUGGUAAAUUGUUGAAAUAG